Messenger RNA from Drosophila hydei, 1666 nucleotides. RefSeq lists its product as uncharacterized. Lineage: Eukaryota; Metazoa; Arthropoda; Insecta; Diptera; Drosophilidae. The transcript has 2 exons. Bases 237 to 1490 code for a protein of 417 amino acids. The record is from RefSeq and is a predicted model, not a curated record.
AUGACUUUCAUUAUCCACACAAUACGACUCAGCCCACUGCCCGCCGCGGGCUUGCAACAAAUGGUGCAUGUGUGCUAUUGUCGGGUUGGUAUCGAUGUCGCCUUUGACGCACAGCUGGAGUCGCAGCUGACUGGGACAGUGAUUGCAGGCAGAGGGUGCAGUACAAACAAAGCCGCAGCAACGCAACGCAACUUCAGUUGGAAGCGCGUUUUUGUCGAGACAAUAGCGAAAUCGAAAUGCAGCCAAGGCAGCACGCUAUCGUUACGCUGACAACGUUGAAUGACGAUUGCCUGCUGCUGAUCUGCGCUCAGCUCGCAAUUAAGGACCAAUUCGCAUUGCUGCAGCUGGGCGGCCGACUGCGUCCGCUGGUGCUGCGAAUUUGGCAGCGUAAAUAUGCCAACGAGUUCGAUUGGCAGCAGGAGCCGCAAUUAGAAGGCCUACGCGUCAGCGAGCAGAGCCAGCUGCUCGGACACAUGGCCAGGCUGACGCGAGCGCUGCUUAAUCUCAAUGUGUGGCAGGACGAGCUGCCGGACUGGUUGCAAUCGAAACGGAAAUGUGUGCGGAAGCGGAAACAGCAAGAGAAACAGAUAUGUCUGCCCGAUAUACAAAGGCUUAGCUUCGGGGCAUGCCACUCAGUUAGGCUGCUGCGGCAGCUACCUCAGCUCUGCCGCAACCUGACGCAGCUGCAGCUGAGCGCCUGUGUGGGCGUGGGACCCGCGGAUAUCGGUCUGCUGCUUGGGCAGCUGACGCGCUUGAGUUACUUUGAGCUGUUGCCAGGCAGCAUCUGUGGCGCCACAGCGACAGCAGCCUUGGCCGACAUUGAAUAUUGCCAAACGUUGCAAACGCUGAAAAUUCCGGCGUGCGCGCUGCGUGCGGCAAGCAAGGAAAUUGCACAACUGCCGCAACUGCGCCAAUUGACAGGCUUCCUCUGCUGCAGCAGCGACAUCGACAACGCUGACAAAGAGAAAGCGAAUGCUGGCGCGCUGGCCACAGCAACCGUAUCCGCCUGCCUGACGGCACUUGGCAAAGGUGGUGCCGGUGGAGCCGGUGGUGUUCGCUGUGUCGGUGGUGUUGCCUGUCAAAUUGUGGCAUUGCGUUUGCAAUGUCAACUGGAUGCCAGCCUGCCGCGUCUACUGGCUGGCCACUUGAGUGUGGUGCAGCUGCAACGGUUCGCUUGGCACUCGCAGCUGAUGGUGCACUAUGAUGCCACGGAUGGCAGCAUCAAGUGGCUGCCGCAGGCGUUGCAAGUGCCGCGCGCUCUGCUCCGCUUUAUUGUCGGCCAGUCGGCCAGUUUGCGUGAAUUGGAUUUUACGCAUAAUGUGCAUGCCACGUCCACAUUUCUAACACAGCUCGCCGAGCAAAUGGGCGGCAAUGUCGCCGUGUGGCACGACGGCUGCCCCAAGGCCAGGAUGCGCACGAAGGAAACGGAUAUGGACAACAACAAAAAAGAUUUGGCCUUUGUUGAGUUUGCUAUUGAAACAGUUGCCUAAUGAAAAGGCGAACUGUUCUUCUAACAGGGUAUGCAGCGAGGUAUAUGCGACUAAUUAUUAGACUUAAGUGCGUGCUCAGUCUUUAAGUAAAGCAGUCUAUAAGUAAACUAAGAUUUAACUAAAAUAUAUGUGCUAAGAGAAAAGCUUGUUUAAUUUAAAGUUUUUCUUAAUGCAGA